GUGGAACAGCACGAAACUAGUUUGAUAAACAGAGUAUAUAUGUCCGUAUGUACUCUGGCAAAGAGAGAUUUCUUAAUUUUAAUUAAGUUGCUCUUUGAGAUUUAUUUGCCUUGAUAGAGUAUUUGUAGAUUGAAAAUACAGAAGGAACAGAUUCCUGUUAUCUCUGGAUAUGGUAUAGAUAGCACUGAGAGCUGCAGGAUGUAUAUUUGCUCAAAUGUAAACUCAAAGAAGUUUCAGUGUCUUUACAACUUGGCUACGUACUACACUUGAAAGUGUAAGUUGUGACAAUGACAACUGAAGUUGGCUCAGAGACUGAAGUAAAGAAAGAUUCUGAGCAGCUGGGACCAGACAAAGCCAAGGACAAGCCCGAAGAAGCAUCAGAGAUUCCAGAAAAUCAAAAGUCCAGGGAAACAUCCUCUGAAGAAGCUCAAGAUUCUUCCUCUGUCCCUGCACCAACUAGCCAAAGUAGUCCGAGUAGUCAGAAGAAGGAAAAAGCUUCAGCUGAAAGCAAGGGUAUUUCUCGUUUCCUUCCCCCAUGGCUUAAGAAACAAAAAUCAUACACCUUGGCAGAGCCCAAAGAUGAGAGCAAGAAAAGGACCAUAGGGAAAGAACAAGUGGUUGAAGAAAGUGAAUGCCAGACAUCAGAGGGGGCGGCCCAGCCAAAAAAGAGCUCAGAACAAGACGCAGCUGAAAAUCAGAGUAAUGCUAAAGCAGAUGACAAAGAAGAAAAGCACUCUGUUAGUAGUGCUGAAACACAGCCUGCCAAGGAAGAUGGUAAAGAAACGGAAGUAGAGAAAGCAGCAAAGGAAAUGGAAGAAAAACAAGAAAAAGAAAAAAGGGAGACAAAGGAAGUGCAGACAGCUGAAAUUAAAGCAGAAAACAUUCCUCAAAAGUCUCCUAAGAAAAUUAAGACUGUGCAGUGUAAAGUAAUGCUUCUGGAUGGCACAGAAUACAGCUGUGACCUAGAGAAAAGAGCAAAAGGCCAAGUGCUGUUUGACAAAGUGUGUGAACAUCUCAAUUUACUGGAAAAGGACUAUUUUGGGCUAUUGUUUUAUGAGAAUUCAGAACAGAAGAACUGGCUAGAUUCUUCGAAGGAAAUUAAGAGACAAAUUCGAGGUUUACCUUGGAUAUUCACCUUUAAUGUGAAGUUUUAUCCCCCUGAUCCUUCACAGUUGACUGAGGACAUCACUAGAUAUUUCUUGUGCCUACAGCUUCGACAGGAUAUUGUUUCUGGUCGACUGCCCUGUUCUUUUGUGACUCAUGCCCUCCUUGGUUCAUAUACCCUGCAGGCUGAGCUGGGUGAUCAUGACCCAGAGGAGCACCGCAGUGACUAUAUCAGUGAAUUCCAAUUUGCACCCAAUCAAACUCAAGAAAUGGAAGAGAAAGUAGCUGAGCUACACAAAACACAGAGGGGCUUGACUCCAGCACAGGCGGAUUCCCAGUUCCUAGAAAAUGCUAAGAGACUCUCCAUGUAUGGAGUGGAUUUACAUCAUGCCAAGGAUUCUGAAGGUGUGGAUAUCAUGCUGGGUGUAUGUGCUAAUGGACUGCUCAUUUACAAAGAUAGACUCCGGAUCAACCGCUUUGCUUGGCCAAAAAUUCUGAAGAUUUCCUAUAAGCGGAGUAACUUCUACAUCAAAGUCAGGCCAGCAGAACUGGAACAGUUUGAGAGCACUAUUGGGUUCAAACUGCCAAACCAUCGGGCUGCUAAAAGGUUGUGGAAGGUUUGUGUGGAGCACCAUACUUUCUUCAGACUUGUAUCACCAGAACAGCCUCCAAAAGCAAAGUUUCUAACCUUGGGUUCCAAGUUCCGUUACAGUGGACGUACGCAAGCACAGACACGGCAGGCCAGCAACCUCAUAGACAGACCAGCUCCACACUUUGAGCGUACUUCAAGUAAACGUGUUUCCAGAAGCCUCGAUGGAGCUCCCAUGGGUAUCUCGGACCAGAGUCUGUUAAGAGACUUCCCUGCUACUGGAGGGCAGGCUGCUGGAGAUAAAGUCAUUGACAUUGAAGCUGCUGGUCAGGCCAAGUUAAAAGAAGGUGGCAGAGAAGAAGAUGGAAGCCCAGUCAAAACUCCGCAAUUAGAAUUGACUCAGGAUGGAAAGCCUAAGGUGACUUCCUUUAGUGCCUCUAAUGACAGUGACCUGAAUGACAAAGCAGAGGAAGAGGAGAGCAAUUCCUUGAGAGUAGACGGGGAAAAUAUUUAUGUCAGACAUAGCAAUUUAAUGUUGGAGGACCUGGAUAAGACCCAGGACGACUUACUGAAACACCAGGCUAGCAUUAGUGAGCUCAAGCGCAAUUUCAUGGAAUCCACACCUGAACCACGCCCAAAUGAGUGGGAAAAGCGGCGUAUCACACCUCUGUCCCUACAGACACAAGGGAGCCUAGAAGAGGAGAUAACGUCCAUUUUAUUUAGUAAGGAGGGCUUUUGCGCGGGCUCGCGAGGGCCCUUCGCCGCCGCCAGCGUGUGGCCCGCAGAGGGCGCUGCGGGGGAGGAGACCGCCGCCUCGGCCGCGCCGCCGCCCCAGAGACAUGCUUCCAGAGCAGAAGGGCCUUGUACUGGAGUCAGCGAUGCUGAUAAGAGUUCACAUGAGACUCUGGACAUAGUGGAGGAGAAGAAGCAGGCAGAGGUUGGGAUAGAAGAAACACUAGUCGUAGACGAAACCAACAAAGGGAAAAUGCAAGUUACCACUGAUGCUGGGGAAACAUAUAAGGUGGAGCAUCUGUCAAAAAAGGACUCUUCAUCGUUGGCAUCAGAUAGUAGCAGCAGCAGCAGUAGUAGUGAGAGUGAGGAUGAAGAGGUGGGAGAAUACCAGCCACAUCAUAGGGCAAUUGAGGAAGUCAUCAGGGAAGAACAGGAAGAUGAAGAUAUGAAAAGGAAAGAACAUGAAGAAAAAAUACAACAUGUGGAAACCACACCAGAAGGCAGUAAGCAAAAUGUGCCAGUUGAGCACACACAAGUUACAGCUGAAGAUUUGGUCCAGGAAAAUGCAGUUACCAUAGCUACAGAAAAGAAGAAUUUGUCAGAGGAAAUUAAGCAAGAUUUAGGUGAAGAAAAAGACGAAGAACAGCUCAAACUCAAUGGAGAUGUGUCUCAUGUUGACAUUGAUGUUGCACCACAAAUAAUUUGUUGUUCUGAGCCUCCAGUAGUGAAAACAGAGAUGGUAACUAUUUCAGAUGCCACACAGAGAACUGAAAUCUCCACUAAAGAAGUUCCAAUUGUUCAAACAGAAACUAAAACUAUCACAUACGAAUCUCCACAGUUUGAUGGCAGUGCUGGUGGCAAUGCUGGUGUGCUGCUGAGUGCACAAACAAUUACAUCUGAGUCAAUUUCUACUACUACAACUACACACAUCACAAAGAUGGUAAAAGGUGGGGUAUCGGAAACAAGAAUUGAGAAGCGCAUUGUCAUUACAGGAGAUGCAGAUAUUGACCAUGAUGAGGCCCUGGCACAGGCAAUCAAAGAAGCCAAAGAACAGCACCCUGACAUGUCUGUCACAAGAGUGGUGGUGCACAAAGAAACUGAACUUGCUGAGGAAGAUGAAGAGUAAAAUCAAAAAUACCCUGAAGCAAAUACUUCAGAAGUAAAAAUGAUACUGACUGUGAUCAUGACCAGGAAGAACUGUAAUCAUUCCAAGUCAUCACUACUCUACCGAAUUCACCAAGCCUAGCAAUGAUGGCCAGAUGUUCAAGACUUAAAUGCCAAUACCAAACUCCAUUUUAACAUCUUUGGUCUAUAUUCCCUUACAAUCUUUCUUGUUUAUUUUUUAUAACCACUUCUUAACAAUCGUAGAUUUUUUUUAAAUGAAGUUUUAGAGGAUAUGAUCUUCUUUUGCACAGAUACUUGUAUUUUUGAAGCUGAUUAUUAAUUGUAUGAAAGUGAACAAAAAAGAAGUCUGGAAGGCAGUGUUCACUGGAGCAGGUGGUAGUUGUGCAGGAAGAGGGAUCUUUACUAAUUUAGAUAUAGUUUUUUCCAAAUAUUUCAAAUGAAAUCUCUUACUGGAGUAAUUUACAGAUCUUCUUUUUUUUUUUCUUUUUUUUUUUUCAGAUUAUUCAGGUAAAUAUAUGGUAUCACAUAACAAAGAUUUUUAUAAAAAUACAACAUUUCCUAAAAUUUGAAAAAUAUAUUUCUUUGGAUAAAUUUUAUACUGAUAUCUCUGUAACUCUUUCCAUUCUAAGGUCCUCCUCUCUGUGGAGCAGAGAUGGUGUGCCAGUCAAUAGAGGAGAAGGAGUUGCAGACACAUUUCUUCUGACUGAGCACUGUGUUCUUUUUGCACUUUGGUGCCAAUGCUCAACUUUUUGCAGACGUUUUGCUAUCUGCAGCAUUCCAGAUAAGGAAAGAAGGAAGAACAAAAUAAUCUUUCUCUUCUUCCAACAAGAGAUGACCUAGGCAGCUUAAAACCUUAGUGCUUUUUUUUCUUACUGCGUCCAAACUUCAACACUUCCAUUAUUUGAAUACACACGUAGAAUGCUCGCUUUCUAUUAAACCUCACUGUCUCCAUGUUAGAACUGACAUUUCUGUUACUGAGAAGGUAUAUGUUGCAGCUGCUUCAUCUAAUGGUUAAUGCAGGUUUUUAGGAUACUGAGUAAAACUGUACAAUGGACUCCAUUCAUAAAGUAAUAAGAGAGUACCAUCAUUUGAGACUGCCAUUGAGAAAACCUGUUAAUUAUUUUGGAUUUUAUUUUGUUCAUGCAGGGGGUGGUUUGUUUGGGGUUUUUUCUGCUGUUGACUCUGUGUAUAGUUAAAAUGCCAAAUUAGAUUUAUAGCAGCUUAAAGUUAUAUUAAGUGUUAUUUUGCUUUCUGUAAUUCUGUUAUAAAAUAAAGUUGUUUAUUCUCUGUA
Messenger RNA from Tyto alba (common barn owl), 4841 nucleotides. RefSeq names its product erythrocyte membrane protein band 4.1 like 2 (gene EPB41L2). The record is from RefSeq and is a predicted model, not a curated record. Bases 288 to 3551 code for a protein of 1087 amino acids. Gene Ontology annotation, biological process: cortical actin cytoskeleton organization. Gene Ontology annotation, molecular function: actin binding; structural molecule activity. Gene Ontology annotation, cellular component: cytoskeleton; plasma membrane. The transcript is spliced from 23 exons. Lineage: Eukaryota; Metazoa; Chordata; Aves; Strigiformes; Tytonidae.